Messenger RNA from Westerdykella ornata, 1227 nucleotides. RefSeq lists its product as uncharacterized. NCBI's taxonomy places the organism in Eukaryota, Fungi, Ascomycota, Dothideomycetes, Pleosporales, Sporormiaceae. The record is from RefSeq and is a predicted model, not a curated record. The transcript has a single exon. Gene Ontology annotation, biological process: regulation of cell cycle. Gene Ontology annotation, cellular component: nucleus. The coding region runs from base 1 to 1227 and encodes 408 amino acids.
AUGGGGCCCCUCAUCGCUCUCAUACAAUCCACCCAAGACCUAAUCACGCAUUUCCAAUCCUCCCUAACCACCUCCUCGACCGCCGCUCUCUUGAAGACAUCCUCCCCUCAGCAAUCAAACGGAACAACACCUUCCUCCCAGCAGCAGCAACAACAACAACAACAGGCCGACACCCUCGCCGUCAUCAAAGCAACCUCCGCCCUCCUCCGCUCCCACACCACCACCCUCUCCCUCCUCCUCCUAACCCCGCCCCUCACGCCGUCCGCCGUAAUCAGCAAAAUUGGAGAUGUAAGCUCCGGCGCGCUGGCCGCCAUGGUCGCCGCCGCCACCGCCCCUCCUUCCACCAGUCGUACUCCAUUAUCGGAAAAUCAAGUACUCCCGGAAAUCAUGCACGCCGAACUCCGCGCCCAGGUCCGCCGCCUCCUCACUUCGUGGUCCGACAUCCUCGUUCUCGUCCAGCGCUUCGCUUCGCGCCGCGCAGCCGAGAACAAGGACGACGGGCCCAGUGAAGCAGAGAGACAGGAUGUCCUUGCCGCGACUGGUGUAGUGUGGGAGGCUUGCGAUGGAUUGGUUAAGGUGUGCGAGGAAGGGGUUGUGGGGCUUGUGGUUCGAAAGGCGGAGGAGUGGAGGGCCGUGUUGAUGGAUGCGGUGGAGGAGCUGAGGGAGUGGGGAGACGAUGUUGAUGAUGAGGGGAUUGAGGAGGGAGAAUCUAGAGGGGAAGAAGAGAAGGCGGAAAGAAGUGAUGGGGAGGAUGGAGGAUUCGAUACCGAUGACGAGGAUGCGAUUUUCGCUGCGGCAAAUAAGCUCGGCAAAGGGGAUAAGGAGCUGAAGGCCUUGUUGGAGAGGAGUGUGAAGAGGUUGAAGAUGGUGGGGAUGUUGUAUCAGGCAUUGAUCAAGAGGCGGUUGAAGACCUACCCCAAAUCCACCCCGUCAACUACAUCAACGGCGAUUUCGAACGGGGAUGCAGCGAAUAUCAUAUAUCCAGAGGGACUUCCUUCGGAGCGAUUGGACAGUCUCCUCGUCCACCUCAAGUCCAUACCCGAAACUGUGGACGAUCUGGCAAGUUCCUUCUACGAUCUUGACGAGCAGGAAGCAACCCGCGUCUUGGAGAAAUGCUGCGGAGAAGCGCGAAGCGCCAUCGACACCGUGAAGCAGAAUUGGACGGGUCAAGAUGACGAAUUCACCGCAUGGUCAAGCAAAUGGGUGGACGCACUUCACGCUGUAUGA